Molecule: messenger RNA, 3053 nt
Organism: Marmota monax (woodchuck)
Lineage: Eukaryota; Metazoa; Chordata; Mammalia; Rodentia; Sciuridae
Gene: Cast
Product: calpastatin
Exons: 30
Coding region: 166-2418 (750 amino acids)
Cellular component (GO): cytoplasm
Molecular function (GO): calcium-dependent cysteine-type endopeptidase inhibitor activity
Source: RefSeq, a predicted model, not a curated record
CCCGGGCGCGGGCUUGGGGCUGGGUCGGAAAAGCUGCCUCACGGGCACACUCGCCGGCCCCUCCGCUCCCUCCUCCCCCUCCUUACCAGAGUUCGCUGCCCGCCCCGAGCCUCCCUUCAGUCCCUGCUGAGCCUUCCCGGAGGCUGCGCCUGCAGCGGCCUCGCCAUGUCCCAGCCGCGCCAGAAGCCCGCUGCCUCUCCGAGGCCUCGGCGCGCCGCGGCAGCCCGCCACACCCAGGAGCAUGUCAAUGAAAAAACCAGUGGAUCACCUUCCAAACCAGGAGGAAAGAAAGGAUCAGAUGAGGAAAAAGCAGCAAACCUUGGGAGCAGUCAGCCCUCUAGAAGCCAUGCUGGUGGGAAAACCCUGGCCACAAAGGUGUCAACUUCCUCUGGUACAACCAGCAAAUCUUCCACCAUGAAUCCCACAGAAACCAAGGCAAUUCCAAUCAGCCAACAGAUGGAAGGACCACAUCCUCCUAACAAGAAAAGACACAAAAAACAGGCUGUGAAAACAGACCCUGCAGAACCUGAGAAGUCACCAUCAACUAAGACGUCUGUGGUUCAUGAGAAAAAACCCCAAGAAGGAAAGCCAAAGGAGCAUACGGAGCCAAAAAGUCUACCCAAGCAUGCAUCAGAUAAAGGAGGCAAGCAUGCUCACAGUGAAAAAGCAGUUUCCAAAUCAAAUGAGCAGCUGACAUCAGAAAAAUCAACAGAACCAAAGACCAAAUCACAAGACACUGUUUCUGCUGGUGGAGAGAGUGCUAUUGCUGGUGUAGCUGCAACAACUAUCAAACCAGAUGACAAGAAAAAAGAAAAGAAAUUAUUAACAGCAACUGUAGCAGCUGAAUCCAAACCAGAAAAGAUAUCUGAAAAGUCAGGCAUGGAUGCUGCUUUGGAUGACUUAAUAGACACUUUAGGAGAACCAGAAGAAACUAAUGAUGACAAUACAACAUACACUGGACCAGAAGUUUUGGAUCAAAUGACUUCUAGGUAUAUUGAGGAGUUGGGUAAAAGAGAAAUCACAAUUCCUCCAAAAUACAGGGAACUUUUGGCUAAAAAAGAAGGGAUCACAGGGCCUCCUCCAGACUCUUUGAAACCUAUGGGGCCUGAUGAUGCCAUAGACGCCUUGUCUUCUGACUUUACCUGUUCUCCUACAGCUGAUGAAAAGAAAACUGAGAAAGAGAAAUCUGCAGGAGAUGUUUUAAAAGCUCAAUCAGUGGGGGUAAUCAGAAGUGCUGUUCCACCUAAGGAGAAGAAAAGAAAGUUGGAGGAGGAUGCCAUGAGCGAUCAAGCAUUUGAGGCUCUGUCAGCUUCACUGGGCACCCGGAAGCCAGAACCCGAACUCGACCUUAGCACCAUUAAGGAAAUUAAUGAGGCAAAAGCUAAAGAAGAAAAACAAGAGAAGUGUGGUGAGGAUGACGAAACAGUCCCAACUGGAUACAGAUUAAAGCCAGUCACGGAUAAAGAUGGAAAACUACUAUUGCCAGAGCUUGAAGAAAAACUCAAGCCCCUCAGUGAAUCAGAACUCAUUGCUGAACUUUCAGAAGAUUUUGGCCGGUCUAAAUCUAAAGAAAAACAAUCAAAGCCAACUGAGAAAACAGAAAAAGAUAAGGUUGCUGCCCCCACCACUGUGGCAGAGACUGUGUCUCGAACCUCUAUGUGCAGUAUACAGUCAGCACCACCCAAGCCAGCUUCCGUGAAAAGCAUGGUGCCAGAUGAUGCUGUAGAAGCCUUAGCUGGUAGCCUGGGGAAAAGGGAAGCAGAUCCAGAAGGUGGAAAACCUGUAGUAGAUAAAGUCAAGGAGAAAGCCAAAGAAGAAGAUCGUGAAAAACUUGGUGAAAAAGAAGAAACUAUUCCUCCUGAUUAUAGGUUAGAGGAGGUCAAGGAUAAAGAUGGAAAACCACUCCUGGCUAAAGAGCCCAAGGAACAGCUUCCGCCCAUGAGCGACGAGUUCCUUCUCAAUGCUUUGUCUGAGGACUUCGCUGGUAACCGGGACAUUUCCUCUCUUGAAUUUGCAGAUGAUAAACUUUCUGCUGUCAUCUCAGAAGUGGUUUCCCAAACCCCAGCUUCAGCCACCCACCCUGCAAAGCCCCCACCUGACAAUUUGAGAGACAAAGAGCUUGACGAUGCCUUGGAUAAACUUUCUGAUAGUCUCGGGCAAAGACAGCCUGACCCAGAUGAGAACAAACCAAUGGAAGAUAAAGUGAAGGAAAGAACUAAAGCUGAACACAGAGACAAGCUGGGGGAAAGAGAUGACACUAUCCCACCUGAAUACAGACACCUCCUGGACGAUGAUGGGCAGGAUAAGAAGGAGGCUUCCAGUUCCAAAUCAUCCCAAAAUGGAGGUGAAGCGAAGGAUUCAGAAAAGACAAUGGAGGAAGCUUCCAAGCCAAAAACUGAUGAAAGAAAAACAAGUUAAAGUUUACACUGUUUGGUAAGGUAUCUACAUAUAAAAAUCUUCAGCUGGUGGAUGGUGACUUUUGAAGAAUAAAGACUUUGGCAACAGAACAUUCUUCUGGGUGGCUUCUAGAUAGUGGUAUCUGUUAAGUCGUUUGACAUUCUAAACAGUGUUUGUUAUUCUUUUCCAGAAAGAAAAUGAAUUUGUCUGAUUCACCUGUGUUAUUGUACUGAGUGUUGAUGAACUUUUAAUUUUUUUUAAAUUGCCUUCAGUUGGGAGAGAAAGGAAGCUUUAUAUUUGUAAGAAAUAUAUUUGAUAAAAUUUCUUAAAUACCCCCCCAAAGAAAAAUAGAAAGAAAAAUCUUGCAUACUUUGCACAUUCUAACACAGUGCCUGUAAAUCUCAUUAGCAUUUUCAGUUUGCACUUAUUAUUAUAUUUUUUUAGCAUUUGGAAAACAAAGCUUUAAACAAACAUUUAUCAAUGUUCUGAUUUCUUAUUUACCUCUUUUCUCUUGGGCUUCAGAACUGUGUUUGAUGUUUCUUUGGGUUAAUGUUUGUAGGUCAAACAUAAAAUAUUGUACAUUGGGCACAUAUCUCCUCUUGGGCUGCUAAUAAUAAAUGAAUACUAUGUAACCUGGACAAACCAGGAAGCACCAA